Messenger RNA from Cadophora gregata, 1698 nucleotides. RefSeq lists its product as uncharacterized. Lineage: Eukaryota; Fungi; Ascomycota; Leotiomycetes; Helotiales; Ploettnerulaceae. Gene Ontology annotation, biological process: microtubule-based movement. The record is from RefSeq and is a predicted model, not a curated record. The transcript has 2 exons. The coding region runs from base 1 to 1698 and encodes 565 amino acids.
AUGUCGAAUCCAAGUGGACCAUCUCAUCGAAGCGUCGCGAAUAUCCGGUCACCGACGUCCACUCAGCCAGGCGCACCAGCGAGCCCCCAUACCCCUCUGCGAACGAUACCAUCUACCUUCGGAUCCCCAUCCACUCUACGUGCCGAAGAAGAUUGUGUAAUACUCGAGCUUGGGAGCCGAUAUCUGCGAGCUGGAUUUGCAGGAGAUGCGCUGCCAAAGGCAGUGGUAGAUUUUGGGCCAGAGGAACAACGAAGACCAGGGGAUCUAAGGAGGUGGAGAACAGACUAUGAGCCAUCGGAGGACAGCCAUGUACAAACGAAGGGCUGGGGAGAAGGCUAUGAGCUUUGGAAACCUGAUCUAAGAAGUCUUGACAUGGGCCUAGUUGGGGACAAACUUGAUAGGGCAGUAAGGGAGGCAUUCACAAAAUUCCUCUUAAUAGACUCCCGUCCGAGACGUAUGCUCUUGGCUAUUCCUUCUACUCUGCCGCUUCCUCUACUAUCUACGAUACUUGACACCCUUUUUGCGAAUUUCCAACCACCGACUAUAUCUUUGAUGUCAGCACCAGUCCUCACAACAGUCGCAGCUGGCCUACGGUCUGCAUUGGUUGUAGAUGUCGGAUGGGCUGAGACGGUAAUUACUGCAGUGUAUGAAUACAGAGAAGUCCAGUGCACGAGAUCUGUCAGAGGGAUGAAGAUGUUGGGAGAAGCAACAUUCAAAAUGCUCUCAGAAGCUAUCGACCUCAUAGGGACUGCAGAUAAACCACAAGAUGAGGAAUUGCCAAGCUUUGACGAGUGCGAGGAGGUUCUCAAACGGAUGGGCUGGUGUAAGCCAGUAAAGAAGCUGAAACAGAGGUCGUUUGACAGGGGGCUUACUCCUGUUGUUGAAGAGGAUGAAUUGAGAUCAAGCACUAGAGAUCUACAGAUCAAUGAGAAGGUUGAUGAAGAUGCUACUGUCUCGGUACCUCUUAGGUCGACUAAGCCGCGAAGGACUUUGGAGCUCUCAACUUCGGACCUAGCAGAGCCUUGCGAAAAUGCUCUUUUUGCACUUGGGACACCCGAGAAGGAAUUAGACGAUGAAGAAUUGCCUCUUCACUUAUUGAUUUACAGGAGUCUUCUUCAAUUACCGGUUGAUUUGCGAGCGGUCUGCAUGUCCAGGGUCGUUUUUGUUGGAGGAGGUUCACGCAUUCUCGGACUGAAAAAUAGAGUUCUGUAUGAGGUAGCUACUCUCAUCGAACAACGAGGUUGGGAUCCAGUUACAGGCAAAGCCGUGGAGCAGCUACGCUCAAAUACGAAGUUGCAACGAACCCGGCCGCGGCAAGAUGGCCCUACUGAGGUCUUACAACUGGACGAGAAAUCAGGACCUGCAACAAAUCCUGCAGCUCAUCAGGGGCAAGAAUCAGAUCCAAUCGAGGAUGUGCUGAAACGAGAAGCCAGCAAAGGCAUUCCACCUACUGAAUCUGGCUAUUUGAGAGCCGUGGAAUCCCUCGGAGCAUGGUCUGGAGGAAGUCUACUCUCACAGUUGAAGAUUCCUGCUAUAUCGAUUGUUGAGCGAGAGCAGUGGCUGCAACAAGGUAUCUCAGGGGCGUCAAAGUCUGGUGAAAUCAGCAGCUCUUCCCAAAGACAGAGUAUGGGCGCAGGGGCAUUCAACAAAACUGGUGGUGGUGAAAGAUCAAGUUGGACCUUAGGUUUGUGGGGAUGA